AUGAUCACCGACGACAACGGGGUCGUACAGACCCAGCAGCAGACGCAAUCCACCCAGGAGGCCUCCCAGCCUGACUACAUCGUGGACGUUCACCUCUGGGGCUUCCUCAUUCCCUGCAGCUCGAACCUGCGCCGGAUUGACUUCCAGAAGAUCAAGCCCAAGUACAUGAUCGGCCGCAACGCGGAGCAGACCAAAAACGACAUCAUCCUCCCGGGCAUGAAGAUCAGCAACUUUCACUGUGCCAUCGAGUGGGACGGAGACGAAACGAUCAGGUCUGCGGUGAAGGUCACGGACCUGUCUAGUAACGGCACCUUCAUCAAUGGCGACAAGAUAGGAAAAGGCCACUUCAAGAUCUUGCGCGACGGAAACGAGAUCGCGUUUGGGACAUGCGUGCCCCAACCGGCUAACGGAGGGCUCGAGGACUAUCGUUUCGUCUACCGGCAUUUGGCUAGUGGCCCGCCCAGCCGCGGCCUGCACAGGUACUAUGACCUCAUGCACGAGCUCGGCAAGGGCUCGUUCGCUACUGUCAUGAAGGCCCUUCACAAGGAGGAGGGCAAGUGGUACGCUGUGAAGAUGAUCCAGGCGAACAAGCUGCGCAAGGGUCUCAGCAACGCGACCUUGAACGGCAUAAACUCGGACGACAAGUCCAACAACUUCGCACGGGAGAUCAACAUCCUCGAGCGGCUCACGCACCCGAACAUCUGUCAACUCAAGGAGGUAUUCUUCGAGAGGUACAGCAUCAACCUUGUGUUGGAGUGGGUCCCUGGCGGAGAUUUGCUCGACUACAUCCUGAAGCAUAACGGGCUCCAUGAGCGCGAGGCGCAGCACCUUACCUACCAGAUGUGCGAUGCCCUUGCGUAUGUCCAUGGACAGGGCGUUGCGCACCGCGAUCUCAAGCCAGAGAACGUACUGCUGACUGACGAUCAGCCACCGAUGGUGAAGGUCGCGGAUUUCGGGCUUGCUAAAGUCGUCGACAGCAUGACCAUGUUGCGCACUAUGUGCGGUACUCCGGUCUACCUCGCGCCGGAGGUGGUCAACCAGGCCCCUAACGAAGGCUACGACCAGGUUGUCGAUAGCUGGAGCGUCGGCGUCAUCGUGUUCUCCAUGCUUACGAUGUCCACGCCAUUCGGCGAGGAGGACAUGAGUGCUGAUGUCAAGACACGGGUGUCUACCCGGCAGGUAGAAUGGGGCAUUCUCCAGGAGUUCAACGUUAGCCCGGAAGGAGUGGACUUCAUUCAGAAGCUCCUGGAGUACGACCCCAGCAAGCGGAUGACACUCUCGGACGCCCGCCACCACCCCUGGCUGAUCCGGGAGUCUGAGCUCCACCGGGACACCGAGUAUCGUCGUCGUACCGCGUCCCCGGAGCCACGACUUGCCAUCGACGCUUCUAUGCGCUCCAUCGCGUCCGAUGGCAUGGCGCUCGACCCGCAGGAGGGUGCACUAAUGCUCGCUGCACCCAACGGACACGAUAGCAGCACGCCGCCGUUGGGCUCGCAGGACCUCCAGAGGGGCAGCCAGGACUCAAACGGCACGGCUAGCCGCAGUAUGCUCACGCGGCAGCCGUCGCGCCUGCAGCGCCGCGCGGACGUGAUCUCGCAUGCCAAUGAGGUCGGUGUCGCGCUGCCUGGGCCGUCGCAGGAGAUGCAGCGCCGGGCGAUCGCGGAGGACGAGGAGGAGGCGGGCCCGCCGCGCGCGAACAAGCGUAAGGUCGAAUUCGACGCAUCCCUUACGCCGAUGGAGGAGGAAGAUGAGGAGAGCGAGGUGGCGGCCCCUUUGCCGCGCCGGGCUCGUGCAGCUGCUGCGGCAGGGAAGAAGGCUGCCCGCGGUGGGAAGAAGGCUACUGCUACUGCUAGAGUGCCCAUCCCGAGAAUUCCUAGGAAGGCUCGUGCGAACGCCGAGGCUGCUGUCGAAUCUCCAGCACCGAGGCGGUCCACCCGUGCUACUACUGCUCGGGAUCCUUCGGGGCCGUCGCCGCGCAAGGCCGCCACUCGUCGGGGCUAG
Messenger RNA from Trametes versicolor FP-101664 SS1, 2001 nucleotides. Its product is annotated as Pkinase-domain-containing protein. The record is from RefSeq and is a predicted model, not a curated record. Gene Ontology annotation, molecular function: ATP binding; protein kinase activity; protein binding. Gene Ontology annotation, biological process: protein phosphorylation. Bases 1 to 2001 code for a protein of 666 amino acids. The transcript is spliced from 10 exons. NCBI's taxonomy places the organism in Eukaryota, Fungi, Basidiomycota, Agaricomycetes, Polyporales, Polyporaceae.